Messenger RNA from Aphis gossypii (cotton aphid), 2727 nucleotides. Its product is annotated as pendrin-like. The transcript is spliced from 4 exons. The record is from RefSeq and is a predicted model, not a curated record. Gene Ontology annotation, cellular component: membrane. Gene Ontology annotation, biological process: transmembrane transport. The coding region runs from base 297 to 2321 and encodes 674 amino acids. Lineage: Eukaryota; Metazoa; Arthropoda; Insecta; Hemiptera; Aphididae. Gene Ontology annotation, molecular function: bicarbonate transmembrane transporter activity; sulfate transmembrane transporter activity; oxalate transmembrane transporter activity.
ACGCCGCCAUCGUUAUACCUGUGCACCUACAUGAUAGAUAAAUAAUAGUAUACUGUAUUAUAUUAUUAUAAGAUAUUUUAAGCUUUACGAGUGUGUUAUGGGACUAAUCGACUCGACCGACGGAGAGCAUGUGCACGCGCCAAGCCAACCACCUGUGACAACGAAAUAAUAUUAUGCACAUAUCGCGCAGGCUAUCGACGUCAGUCUUAUUUUCAGACCAAACCUAUACAUUAGUCAAAACGUUACACAAAUUUAUUCAACUACGAAAACCUAAGAUAUAAAGGAGGACGCACACCAUGUAUUUCACCCAUGCAAAAACCGAGAUGAUGGAUUGUCAACCGGAAAUCAACACACAGCGGCAUGUGUACCAGGUGGAUACGCUGUCGGCCAACAACAACGUCCCGGCCGUGGCAGACCGGCGGUCGGUCAUUAAGAAACCGCCCAAGAAAAAAUGGAAAUGUACUGACUAUGUGCGGAAGACCAUACCGUCCAUUGACUGGCUGUUCCUUAACUACCGGUGGUCGCAGGACUUUGCAGAGGAUACGAUGGCCGGCAUCGCGGUGGCCGUGUUGAACAUACCGCAGGGCAUGGCCUACUCGAUCCUCGGCAACGUCGAACCCACCGUCGGGCUGUACAUGGCAGUGUUCCCCGUGCUGGUGUACGCUUUGCUCGGCACGUCCCGUCACAUAUCGCUGGGCGUACUUUCCGUCCUGUGCUUGAUGACCGGCAAAGUGGUGACCACGUACGCGACCGAAGGCGCAGAGAACGACCCCACACUCGGCGGUUACACGGCCAUUCAAGUGGCGACUGCUGUCACUUUGGUGGCAGGGCUCGUGCAGUUGCUCAUGUACGUCUUCCGACUCGGGUUGCUGUGCACCGUGCUGUCGGAGACGCUAGUCAGCGGCUUCACCGCGUCCGUAGCUGUCAUCGUACUCACUUCACAGCUGAAGGAGUUGCUGGGCGUGGACGUGGCUCGGCGGCACGGCAUGAUGCAGGUACCGAACACGUUCUUCGACUUCUUCGACCGUUUCCACACCAUCAACUGGGCGACCACAACGGUGUCCGUCAUCACUGUCACCAUCCUGUUAGUGUACGGCAAGUACCUGAAGGAGAGGAUCAAUAGCAGGUUGUGCAUGCCACUGCCGAUCGAACUGAUCGUCACGGUCAUUGCCACUGCGCUGUUCCAAGUUACCACGAUCGCUCAGGAUUAUAAUAUGGUUCAGAUGGGUGAAAUCAAAUCGGGUCUGCCGCCGUUCGAAGUGCCACCCGUUAAAUUGUUCUCGGCCGUGUUCGUGGAUGCUUGCGUGAUCGCACUGGUCGCGUAUUCCAUCACCAUGUCGCUGGCGCUGCUCGUGUCGGAGAAACUCAAGUACCCGUUAGACACUAACCAAGAACUUCUGGCCCAAGGCCUGGGUAACGUGGUCGGUUCGUUCUUCUCAUGCUUGCCCAGCGGCGCGUCGCCGUCGCGCAGCGCCUCGCAGCAGACGGUCGGUGGCAAGACCCAGAUGGCCAGCAUCGUGUCUGCGGCCAUCAUAGUGGUCGUACUUCUCUGGAUCGGCGUUGUUUUCGAACCGCUUCCCAGAUGCGUGCUAUCCAGCAUCAUCGUGGUGGCUCUCAAGGGGCUCUUGAUGCAGGUGCUGAACUUCCCGGAAAUAUGGCGCAAGUCCAAGACCGACGGCACAGUGUGGAUGGUCACGUACGUAACCGUCAUAAUGUUAGACAUCGACUCGGGGCUGCUGAUCGGCGUGGUCGUAUCGCUGCUCAUCGUGUUCAUCAAGGGUAUCCUGAACGAAGUGCACGUGCUUGGCAGGUUGCCGGACACCGACCUGUACGUGCGGCUGGACCUGUACGCCGUCGCCGUCGAAAUACCCGACGUCAAAAUCGUCCGGUACGCAGGUAGUUUGAACGUCAUCAACAGGUACAUGUUCAAGAGGAAGCUGAUCGAGGUGACGAGAGACUACGAUGAUGCCGCGUCCGCGACCACUUUGACCGUGACCGUGAUCGACGGUAAGAACCCGAUCGGAGUCCAACGUCCUGCUCGGUGCGUGGUCCUCGACAUGGCGGCCCUCCAGUACGCCGACGCGGCCGGCGUGAAAAUGCUGUCCGAAUCGAUCGAAUCGCUCGUGUCCGACGGGUAUGACGUGUAUCUGGCCGCCGUGCCGGACAGCUCGUUGGAGUACAUCCGUUGUAAUAACGACGUGAAAUCGGUGCGAUUCUUCCCGACCGUGCACGACGCUGUCGUCUACCACCAGUGCAGUAACAAAAAAAACCAAGACUCGACAUACGACACACAACCGUCCAAAACUUCGAUUUUACCGUAAACGCACUCGCGCAAAGUGCAGAUAUUUUUUUCCAUUGAAAAAUCAUAAAUAACUGUUUAAAUUUUUUAAACUGUAACAUUGAAACAUUCAACGUCGUCGGUAUAAAGCAAAAAAUAUUUUUUUGUAAUUUUAUGCUGAAAACAACGGUGCAAGUUUUUUACUUUUUUUUCUGGUGCCAUGUAUUCGUAACUACCUACUAAUUUUUUUAUACAUAAAUAUCUACUAGUUAGGAUAAAUAUACACGUAUUAUUUUACUGUAGUAUACAAUUAUUUUUUUACUUUAUAAUAUUAGAAAAUUAUUUUGUAAUUAAUAUAAAGAAUUGAUGUUAAUUAUUGCUUUAGUUUAAGAUAUAAUGUAUAUUGUUAUUUUUUUUAAAUAUACUGUUUUGUAACUUAUAUGCUAUAA